ACUCGGCCCCGGGCUGCGCCGCAGACGGCAGCAGCUCCCGCUCCGCCCGAGCCGCCUGACCGCCGGGCCAGGGUGCUAACCGCGGGGCCCGCCAGCCCGCCGGCCGGGCCAGCCCAGCCCAGCCCGGCGGCCCGCAGCCCCGCCGCCCGCCGCCCCCCGCCGCCGCCGCGUUGCCAAAACAAACGGGCCGGCCUAUUUAUUGGCGGCCGGCGAGCCGGGCAGCUCAGAGUCGAGGCGCCGAGGGGGACAGCGCGCCGCCACCAACCAGGGCCCUGGGCCCCCGCCCCGCACCUGAGUCCCACCGGCCCUGCGCUGCGCCGCGCAGCUCAUGGCGCCCCCACCUGGAGCCCCCUGGAGCCACCCGGACGCCUGAACCCCCGCAGCGCCCGGGUCGACUCUCCCACCCAUCAGCCCACCAGGCGCCCUCGCCCACCGCUCUCCCAGGCUCCCCGGCCAUGUCUCCCGCCCGGCUCCGGCCCCGCCUGCGGUUCUGCCUGCUCCUGCUGCUGCUGCUGGUGCCGGCGGCGCGGGGCUGUGGGCCGGGCCGGGUGGUGGGCAGCCGCCGGCGGCCGCCGCGCAAGCUCGUGCCGCUCGCCUAUAAGCAGUUUAGUCCAAACGUGCCCGAGAAGACCCUGGGCGCCAGCGGGCGCUAUGAAGGCAAGAUCGCGCGCAGCUCUGAGCGCUUCAAGGAGCUCACCCCCAACUACAAUCCCGACAUCAUCUUCAAGGACGAGGAGAACACGGGCGCCGACCGCCUCAUGACCCAGCGCUGCAAGGACCGCCUGAACUCUCUGGCUAUCUCGGUGAUGAACCAGUGGCCCGGCGUGAAACUGCGGGUAACCGAGGGCUGGGACGAGGACGGUCACCACUCGGAGGAGUCUCUACACUAUGAGGGCCGCGCAGUGGACAUCACCACCUCGGACCGCGACCGCAAUAAAUACGGACUGCUGGCGCGCUUGGCAGUGGAGGCCGGCUUCGACUGGGUGUAUUACGAGUCCAAGGCCCACGUGCAUUGCUCCGUCAAGUCCGAGCACUCGGCCGCAGCCAAGACAGGUGGCUGCUUCCCUGCUGGAGCCCAGGUGCGCCUGGAGAGUGGGGCACGUGUGGCUUUGUCAGCUGUGAGGCCAGGAGACCGGGUACUGGCCAUGGGGGAGGAUGGGAACCCCACCUUCAGCGACGUGCUCAUUUUCUUGGAUCGAGAGCCAGAUAGGCUGAGGGCCUUCCAGGUCAUCGAGACCCAGGACCCCCCGCGUCGCUUGGCACUCACGCCUGCCCACCUGCUCUUCACCGCCAACAAUCACACAGAACCAGCAGCCCACUUCCAGGCCACAUUUGCCAGUCAAGUGCAGCCUGGCCAGUAUGUGCUGGUGGCUGGGAUGCCAGGCCUGCAGCCUGCCCGAGUAGCGGCUGUCUCCACACACAUCGCCCUCGGGGCCUAUGCCCCACUAACAAGGCACGGGACACUGGUGGUAGAAGAUGUGGUGGCCUCCUGCUUCGCGGCCGUGGCUGACCACCGCCUGGCUCAGUUGGCCUUCUGGCCCUUGCGACUGUUUCACAGCUUGGCGUGGGGCAGCUGGACCCCGGGGGAGGGUGUGCACUGGUACCCCCAGCUGCUCUACCGCCUGGGACAGCUCUUGUUGGAAGAGAACAGCUUCCACUCGCUGGGCAUGGCCGGGCCAAGGAGCUGAAAAGAUCCCUUCACUGCCCUCCCGGAACUGCCCAACUGGAUCCAAAUGCCUCCCCGCCAGGAGGGUACUGGCCCUGUAAGGGACCUGAGCAGAGGGUCCUGGAUCCCACCACCUCUUCCACCACAGAGUUUUACCAUUGUGACUUGACUGAGCAGUGCCAGCAUCCCCCUCCCCCAUCUUGGUGUAGUGACAUUGCUGAAAGCUGAGCUGGCAAGGGGGGUAGUCUCUCCUCCUAUCCUAUAGACCUCAAGGCUGGCACAGUGGGUCCCAACCCAGCCAGCUCUCUACAAUUUUUCAUACCUGCCUCCCCCAAUGGGGAGGGCCCAUUACAUCUGUCCGAGGCCCCGCUUUGGUGGGCUUGCACCUCAGUUGAUGCUGCUAGAUUCCCUGAGAUCCAGCAGGGAGCUGGCUGGACUCAAUACUGCCUGAAGCUGAGAAGGCCGCAGGAUGGGGCCGCCAUCCUGACUGUGACCUUCCUCCUUGGCCACACUCCUCGGGACACAUCCAGAGACUGUUGCUGUCAGUGGACAGAGUUCUGUGUUCCAGCCAAUGUGAUCGUAGUGCCCGGGACCAAGGGAGUGGGUUGGAUGUCCUGUCCACCCCUGCCCAGGCUAAGCUCCCUCACCCCUCCUCCGGUCAGUCUCCCCACCUUAUUUAUUGGCACCGAGGGGGAAGCCCAUGGGAGAGUUUUCGGGAUGUUUUGGUCUUUUCUUCUUUUUGUAAUAAAAAUUAUUUAAGUUGUUAGAGCCCUAGAGUCCAGGAUGCUGAGUGGGGUCCGUACAGGGAGCGUCUGGAGCCAGGGGUGGGCCUGUCCAGGUGUACGCUCACCUUCUCCCAAGGACAAACCUCCAGCGCUCCCACCCCCUCUGCAGUCCCUUUGUUACCAGUAGCUCUGCAAAGACCCAACAGAGAGCUGUGCUGUGUGCUAGGCCAGGCCUUAGCAUGAGGACCCCAAGGUCAGCCCUAACACGGUUGGAUGAGAGAAAAAAGUGAGGUCUAGUCCAUGGUCACUUCACUCAUCUAGAACCACCUCUCAUGCUAUGUCUAGUCAAGGUGCUUUCCUUGCUUACUCUUGUCCUUCCUGGGGCCUGGCUUUCUGAUUCUUCACUGUGGAUAAUGGACUGUGGUAGGAAACGAUUCUGGAGACUUCACUGCCCUUGUGGCUCAUUCUGACUUCUUGGAUAAGUCAGGGGUCCCUUACUUAGCAGUUCUCAAACCUCAGAAUCACCUGGGCAGCUCGUUGAAAAAUGAUUCUUGGUCCCAUUUCCAAGAUUUUGCUUUAAUAGAUCCAGAGCGAGGCCCAGGAACUUACUUUUACAAACACCCCAAACAGGGCAGAUGGUCCACAGACCACACUUUGAGAAACAUUGCUUAGUCUAGAGAAGGCCCAGUUUAUUGCCCAAACCGCAUGACCCUCUUCUUCGUUUUCUCUUGGUCUCUCCGUUCCAAAGCAGGUUUUCCUGUGCUCACUAGAGAUCAGUUGAGAGUCCCAGGCCCAGUGGUGCAAUUGGUAAAUUUUUAGGAAUUUCAUGAGCCAGUUGAAAUAGGCUAAUGUGGGACUAUUUACACCAUGGAAACUGGUGUAUGAUAGAAAUUAAGGUUCUCCCCACUGUGGAGAGCCAGUUGUUAGAGUGUGCCACUGCCCAGGCCCUAGCCGUACACAGAGAUUACUGUGCUGGGGGUGACUGCUCAGACUCUUACCUUCCCCACCCCCCACCUCCAUGGAGGAAAACUCUAGAGAAAACUCCAUUCCCUGGGGAUUGUGUCAUCUGGGGGGAAAUACGCCCCCACAGGCUGUAAUGAAUGGUAACUGCUAUCAUUUAAUGAAGACUCCCUGUUGCCAGCCAUUGUUCUAAGUGCUUUACAUGUAGAACCAAUUUAACUUUCAUAACAACCCUAUGCGGUAUAUACUAUAAUAUUACCAUUUUCCAGAUGAGAACACAGAAACCCAGGGAGGUUAGAUAACUUGCCCAAGACUAUGUAGUGAGUGAUAGAAGCGGGAUUUGAACCCCUGCAUCUGGCUCUCAGGCCCACUUUUUUUUUAAUUGAGGUAACAUUGGUUCAUAACAUAUAAUUUUCAUAACAUUAUAAUUCAAUAUCUGUAUACACUGUCGUGUGCUCACCACCGUAAGUUUAGUUUCCAUCUGUCACCAUACAUUUGAUUCCUCCUUACCCAUUUUCCCCUCUCCCACUAAGGCCAACUGUUUUUACCACAGGAUUUUCCCUUGGUGAACUUGGGUCCUCUCUGGAAGGUACUCUUAACAUUUCAGGCCUAGAAAUCUGCUUUGUUAGAACAUCUAGAGUGGACUCAUUGCUCUGUGGCAGACUUUCAUGGACCAUGCGCACAGGAACCAGAGGUCCAUGAACUCCUUUACAGUGACAAACAUAAAAAGUCAAGAUACUCUUGUCCACGCAUUUGCACAUUCUCUCCCUUGUAGACAUUCUGUGUGUGUGCGUGUGUGUGUGUGUGUGUGAGAGAGAGAAAGAGAUCUUGAGAGAGAAAGAGAGAGACAGAGAGAGAGAGGCUCUUUCCUAUGGAGCUGGGGAAUGAUGGUGGUAGCUGCCUCUCCUACUGGGCCUGGGCACAAUCUGUCCUGCCGACAGAGCCAUUGGAUGUCCCCAGACCUUUCUGUCCCAGAUGGGCCUCCUCUGAAACCACAUUCAUUCUUCAGACAGAAGGCUGCAACGGUUUAGAAAAAACUGUGUCUGAAUUCAGCCCCUCACA
Messenger RNA from Rhinolophus ferrumequinum (greater horseshoe bat), 4413 nucleotides. RefSeq names its product Indian hedgehog signaling molecule (gene IHH). The transcript is spliced from 3 exons. Gene Ontology annotation, molecular function: calcium ion binding; patched binding. Bases 456 to 1688 code for a protein of 410 amino acids. Gene Ontology annotation, biological process: multicellular organism development; cell fate specification; cell-cell signaling. NCBI's taxonomy places the organism in Eukaryota, Metazoa, Chordata, Mammalia, Chiroptera, Rhinolophidae. The record is from RefSeq and is a predicted model, not a curated record.